Penicillium taxi is the source of this 1554-nucleotide messenger RNA. Its product is annotated as putative mRNA processing protein (Mss51). Lineage: Eukaryota; Fungi; Ascomycota; Eurotiomycetes; Eurotiales; Aspergillaceae. Gene Ontology annotation, cellular component: extrinsic component of mitochondrial inner membrane. Bases 1 to 1554 code for a protein of 517 amino acids. The record is from RefSeq and is a predicted model, not a curated record. Gene Ontology annotation, biological process: mitochondrial respiratory chain complex IV assembly. The transcript has 3 exons.
AUGGUAGGUAAUUAUACCUGUGUUCAGUGCCUCCAGGUGCUCCGGAAAGGUACCCGGGCAUCCAAUUAUCCUGCUCGCCUCCAACGCCUGGCUUAUUCACAACCGAAACAUGCCAUCUCGCCGUGGACUCGAAGCUUUGGCUCGAUCCGCAACAACCGCUCACUAGGUGCAAGCUCGGAGGGUAAAUGCACCAGCAAGCAUGCUCCCAACCCCAGUCAAUCCAAUGCGACAUUGUCCGCCCAGAGGUCCGCCUCCACAACGACCGAGCAUGUUGUCGAUAGGAACUCUGUCUUAAAACCCAACGACCUGUUCCACUCGUUCUCGAGGUCGCCCUCGCCUGUAAUUCGGAAACGUGCCGAGUUCAUCAAGGCGAAUGCUUUCUGUCCGCAUCCCAGUCACCAGCAGACGCGCGCGCCUGUCUCACCGCAUGACCCCGAAGCGCGAAAGUCUCCUGAUCUCUCCAACCUGCCCCCAUCCCAUUCGCAUUUUGAAUGCCCGGACUGCGGCGUGCCGAUCUACUGUUCCGAGGGCCACUGGAUGGAUGACUUCGAAGCCCAUCUUGAGGUUUGUGAGACAGUACGCCAGAUCAACGAGGAUGACCACGACUUAAACUCUGGCCGCUUCUUCAAUGAAUUCUCCUAUCCUGGAGUGCAGGAUGAGAGCUUUAUUGUCAACAUGACUAAUUGGGAUACUUUCAUGUACACUCGCGAGUUUGAAGCUAUCAACUCCGAUCGUUCCAUGCGCCAGGUUACCCGCAUGCUCACCUACCCGCAGACUAUUACUAGUGUGCUGCACGAACUCAGCCCUUACAACAUCCAUGGCAAGAACCGAUUGACGCCCGAGGGAUUGAAGAGUUUCAGCGCGCUCCGGUACUCCCUCCACCCCCCAAAAGCCGGUGAAGACAUCGACAUUAAAGGCUUGCGUGUAAAGGCACCACCAGUCCGGAUCUUCAUGCUGGGCGCUCGCGCCGAAUCCUCGCUGCCCCGCGAUGUCUGGCUCCAACUCCAGUACAUGUUCCCCCGAUCACUGCUGCACCUGAUUUUCAUCGGUCCAGAGAGCAUGUCCAAUCGCGACAGCGAGUUCCCACUGCCCGAGCGCACACCGGAGAACCCCUUCGGCGGUAUCACCGAGGAUCGUCUGGGUGGUCAAAUGAAGAUCACCACGUACGUCGAAUACUUCCACACCAUGUACAAGGCAAACUACUUCGGGCCCUUCGACCCUUACCUGGACUGUUUCAUGCUUUUCCACCCGGGACUGGGUCAUCCGGCCAGCUCGCACGAGUGGCAAGAAACUCUCCCCCAGCUCCUGGAGACCAAGAUCCCCAUUCUUUGCACUGGAUACACGCAGUGGGACAUGGAGCGUGAUAUCAACUGGGUUAAUGAGAAGUGUGCUGGCGAAUUUGAUAUCCUCCUCGAGCCUGGUGAGAAUAUCUUCCGUAGUCUGCGCUGGGAUCUGAAUGACCUUGACCCACAUGAUGUUUCGUGUGGAAACUGGGGAUUGUGGGGAUUCCGAGGCAAGAGAUACGAGGCUACAACCCACAAGAGCGACGAGUAA